AUGAUUACAAAUUUUCUAAGGCAAUCUAUCAAAGUUUCCAUCUCUUAUAGCAGACUAGCUGCAAAUACAUACAGGGUCUCCAGCAUAAGCAGCUUUUCAAAAUGUGGCAUUAAAGCUUUCAAUUACAGGAGAAGUUACACAACAGAAGCAGAAGACGAAGAUUUGAAAAAAUCUGCCGCCAAAAUAUCAGAAAUGUUUGUUAAGGCUCAAAAAUAUCCCGAAAUUGGUCAGCAACUCCAAAAGAUCCAGUCCUUGUUUAUAGAGAAGGGUCUUGUUGAUCCACAAAAUGUGACCAAGAAGUUGUCUUGGUCGGCCCAAAUGAAAAUGCUGACCGAUAAGGAUCUUAGAGGUGCAUUUAUGGAAUUUUAUCGUCUUUUAACGGUUCAUAACAUACAGCUUACUCCAGAAGAUAUAAAACUAAUAUCCAGAAAUGCGAGAAGCCUUAUGGAAAAUCCAACAGGGACAACCAAAUCGGAAAAGGCAGAUGGAAGUUCUGGGGCUUCAAAAAAGGAUUCACAGGACAAUUAA
Messenger RNA from Brettanomyces bruxellensis, 528 nucleotides. RefSeq lists its product as uncharacterized. Bases 1 to 528 code for a protein of 175 amino acids. Lineage: Eukaryota; Fungi; Ascomycota; Pichiomycetes; Pichiales; Pichiaceae. The transcript has a single exon. The record is from RefSeq and is a predicted model, not a curated record.